AAGAAUACUGCUCAAUCAACACAAAUAGUUCUAAUAGUUGUGUUUCUUAAAAAGAAGGAAGAACAGAAAAAUCAUCCAUCAUGGCAGAAUUCGACAAAACUGGAUACUGUAAAGAAUCUGCUAAUGCCGGGCACCCUUUUUUAUUUUUGUGGCAUAGCUGCCGAUGUUUAG
Molecule: messenger RNA, 171 nt
Organism: Dentiscutata erythropus
Lineage: Eukaryota; Fungi; Glomeromycota; Glomeromycetes; Diversisporales; Gigasporaceae
Source: the annotation of a GenBank genome assembly